AUGAACAAUUGGACAGGUCCUUGUAAAAUUAUUGUAGAAUCACCUGAUUUUAAAAAAAAUCAAAAACAGCUGCUAGGUAUUCAUCCUCAUGGAGUAACUAGCAUUGGCUUAAUGAACAUUGUUAAAAGUAAUAUUUUUAAAAAACUUUAUGUUAUAGUAACUGAAGCUAUUAUAUGGUUACAACCUAUAAUUUGGUCAAUAUUAAGUAUGUUUGCAACAUUACGUGGAGCUAGUCACACUUCAUUUAAAAAUAUAAUGAAAAGAGAAGAAAGUCCCUUAAUUAUGUUUCCAGGUGGAUUCCAGGAAUCAACAAUUUUGGAUUGGGGUGUGGAUGAAAUAUAUAUAAAGAAUAGAUAUGGUUUUAUAAAAUAUUGUAUGCAAUACAAUUAUAGAAUACGUCCUGUAUAUGUAUUUGGAGAAUGUUUAACUUUUAAUAACACAAGAUUUGCAAGGAAUUUGAGAUUAUUUCUAAAUAAAUUUAGUAUACCUGGAGUUUUUCCUUAUGGUGAUUAUUGGUGGUUACCAUUUUUACCAAAAAAAAAUGUACCACUUUUAGUUGUUAUUGGAAGUCCAAUAGAAGUUCCAUAUUUUCCAGAAAACCCACCAAGGGAUGAGAUUAAGAAAUACCAUAAAAUAUAUAUUGAGAGAUUACAAGAAUUAUAUAGAACUUAUAGCCCAAAGUACUUAGAAUCAUUUACUGAUUAUGAAGUAAUAAAGAAAUAUAAAGAAAUUAAAUUACCGGAAAUAAGUUUAAUGUAA
This is a messenger RNA of Cryptosporidium muris RN66, 759 nucleotides long. RefSeq names its product diacylglycerol acyltransferase family protein. The record is from RefSeq and is a predicted model, not a curated record. NCBI's taxonomy places the organism in Eukaryota, Apicomplexa, Conoidasida, Eucoccidiorida, Cryptosporidiidae. Gene Ontology annotation, molecular function: diacylglycerol O-acyltransferase activity. Gene Ontology annotation, cellular component: endoplasmic reticulum membrane. The coding region runs from base 1 to 759 and encodes 252 amino acids. The transcript is spliced from 2 exons. Gene Ontology annotation, biological process: triglyceride biosynthetic process.